AUGGCGGCUGGAAUUGAUCGACAGUUUAAACCUCAUUCAGUUAGAGGAGCGUCUGUGUCGGCAGCAUACACGGCGGGGACAUCCUUGAGGGACAUACUGGAAACGGCAAACUGGGCAUCAGCCGAGAGCUUUAGGAGGUUCUACUUAAGAGAUAUUGAUGACCCGGGUUCCUUUUCAACCAGUGUUCUGCAGACAGGGCAGGAGGUUAAUGCUGAUGAGAUCCAUAAAACUUUGAAUGACAUAAAAGCAGCCAGCAAAGCCUGUAAGGAGGCGCAUAGACAAUGGGAAAAGGACAAGUAUUAUGAGCAAUGGGAUCCAGAAUAUCAAACUAGGGCCGAAAAGUUACUUUGUGCAGCUGACCAAUUUAGAAAGAAACUUGACUUGCCAUGGCCAAUGACAAAAUCAACUGAGGUGGAUGACUUGAAAGCUCGCCUCAAUAGAAUCACCCGCGACAAAGAGGAAGCAGAAUAUUGCCUCGGGGAAGCUGAAUUAGAAAUUAAAAGGCUAAAGGAUCGCUUAGGAGAUCAGAUAGAAUCAGAUGACUCAAAGCGUCCAAGGAAAGAAGGAAGUAUUGGUCGUCGAGGUCCUUCUCGUACUCCGAUCCAUCGUCAAGAGAGUAACACUCAGAAUGCAAGAAGGGAAAGUGGGAACAACGAAGCUCUUCAAAACGAAAUAGCGGAUCUGCAGAAAAAAUGUGAAAUACUUCAAGAUGAAAAUAAGUCUUUGUCAGAUUUUCGAACGAAUAGUACAGCGACAUUAGACAAAGCAAGAGAUGAGGCUGCCAGAUACAAGAAACAGAUGGAGACCAGUGAUGCCAAAGUAGCCAGUGACCAUCAAGAGAUUGACAAAUGGAAAAGCCAAUGCCUAGAAUUGUAUAGGUCUAUGAAAACUGAGCGUCAACAAAGAAAUGAACUUCAACGCAGUCUGCAACAGAGUAAAGCGAAUGAAGAUAACUUACACGAUCAACAUGACAGACUUCAGAAGGAAUUAUCUGCUGAGAGACAAGCCAAAGAUGAGGCACUGAUCAGUCUGCAGCAUAGUCAGUCAAAAGAGGAAAGUUUACGUGACACCAUAGACAAGCUACAAAGAAAGUUAUUAUCAGAGAGUGAGGUCAAGGACAAGUCUUUAUUCGAACUCAGUGCCGAUGUCCGUAACAACUUAUCUCACAACAAUCCUGCCAUCACUGACCUAAGUGACCCCAUGCGGCCAAUGAAAAUUGCCGAGAAAAUAUCAGAACUGUAUGAUCGUGAGUGGUCAGAUGCAUUGGAGAUCCUGGAGGAUUAUAUGGAUGAACAAAAGGCGAUUAAAGUUCUUCUAGAUAUCGUCGCGGAUGUGUUUACAACAUUUGAGGAUAUUGGCGAUUCUCAGGCAGACUUCAUAUCUUCCCUGGAACUGCCCCUCGCUGUACCAGACAUCGAUGACCUCCAGGAUACCGCCAGGUCGUCUCUUCUGGAAAACGGGAUGUUGCCAGCGCUACCAAGGGAAGUCAUCAGACAAUUGAGGCACUAUCGUCUAGCAAACUGUCAAGCUGUUUGUCCCCUGUUGUAUGAAGUCAUGAAGUCAAGGCUACAAAGCGUAUACCGAAUGGAUGGUAAAAUAAUUGAAGCUUGUAAAGACUUCAUUGAAUACACUGUCAAGUACAUCUGGAUGAUGCGAGUGCAAGAUCCACCUCUUCACAUCAAAUGGGAAUUUUUUCAUGGAGAGAAAUUUGACCACGACCGCCUAAGGACUUACACAAAAGGUGGAGAUAGUUUAAACUAUAUGGUAUGGCCCAUCCUGUACCUUUACAAAGGUGGACCCAUACUAGCCAAGGGGGUAGCUCAAGGCAUGAGCACCAAACCAAAAUAA
Ylistrum balloti is the source of this 1848-nucleotide messenger RNA. RefSeq lists its product as uncharacterized. The record is from RefSeq and is a predicted model, not a curated record. The coding region runs from base 1 to 1848 and encodes 615 amino acids. The transcript is spliced from 12 exons. NCBI's taxonomy places the organism in Eukaryota, Metazoa, Mollusca, Bivalvia, Pectinida, Pectinidae.